CACUUGAGGUUCUUUCUGCAUCAUGAGUACUAAGGAACUGGAUUAUUUUAUACCUAAAAGCCACUAGAGUCAUGUCAAACUCAGAUUUAAACAUGUCCUGCAGUAACGUGUUGACAUUCAUCACUGUGAUCAAUAAUUGUUUAUUUAGUACCAUAAUAGCUUUGCAUGCAACCUCAUAGGCAUUGCAUGUGUAUGAAAACUUCUGGUUCGGGUGAAUUAUAUUUCCGAUGCCAAAGGCCAGUUUGCCUUGUUGCCACAAUCAAGAAAGUAUAUCAAAAAGUGUAUAUUUAUGGCUGUUGUAAUUUAGUUCGGACUUAGUGUUUUUUGUGCCAUUGUUUAUUAUGCUUUCUUUCCCUGAUCAAGAAAAUAUAUACAGGAUGAUCCAGGAGGAAAGAAAAACAUUUUAACAGGUCGGCUCUGGUCACAAAUGUUAUAUGAGGCAACUAUAUUAAUUUUUCAAGAAGACCACCAGAGCUGUGAAGGGGUAGAUAAUUCAUCCAUGCACACCACCAAUGGAAGUUGGGUGAAUUAAAAGAAAUCAGUAUUGUGUCACCUCAAUACAUUGAAGAAGUAUCUACAAUGGAACUACACCAAAGCGAUCUGAAAUUUACAUGGGUGGAUUACACAGUGGUGUCAGCCAUGUUACUUCUGUCCACUUUGGUUGGCGUCUACUACACCUUCUUCAACAGACAGAACACCUUUGAAGACUACAUGCUGGGCGGCAAGACCAUGGGAGUCUUCCCAGUGUCAAUGUCUCUUGUGGCCAGUUUUAUUUCGGGAAUCACUCUGUUGGGCCUGCCUACUGAGAUAUACCUCUAUGGCACCCAAUACUCAGUCAUCAACUUUUCUGUUCUUGGGGUGCUCAUCCUAUGUAUCACCUUCUACCUUCCGGUUUUUUACAAGCUUCAACUCAAUUCUGUAUUUGAGUAUCUGGAGUUACGAUUUGAUCACAGAGUCAGAAUCUUGGGAAUUUCAAUGUAUUCAUUCUGUUUGAUAAUCUAUUUGCCAGCAGUGUUAUACGUUCCCUCUCUCGCCUUUAGUCAAGUUACAGGUGUACCAGUCUAUGUCGUAACCCCAAUAAUCAGCACGAUAUGUAUUUUCUACACUACCUUUGGUGGACUGAAAGCAGUCUUGUGGACAGACACUUUACAGAAUGUCUUCACUCUUGCGGCAAUGAUCUUCGUGCUGAUGACAGGAUGUAUGAGGCUAGGAGGGAUCAGGGAGGUCUGGAAUAUCAACAAAGAAGGUCACAGGCUGGAGCUUUUCAAUAUGGACCCAGAUCCUUUCGCACGCAAUACUUUUUGGACAACUUUUUUUGGGUAUCUAUUCAUGCACCUUACCAACUUGGCAGUAAACCCGGCAGCGAUUCAGAGGUACCUGUCCGUGCCCACUCUUAGACAGGCUAGAUGGACAGUAUUUUACACAGGCGUUGGUUUCUACAUCAUCAUGAACCUGACUACAUUUCUAGGUUUAGUCUUGUACGCAAGAUACCAUGGAUGUGAUCCUGUAGCAGCAGGCGUAAUCAAAACCCACAGUCAGCUGGUACUAAUGUAUGUGACAGAGAUAGGAAAGAGCUAUCCUGGGCUGGCAGGACUUUUCCUGUCGGGAGUUCUAAGUGCAGCACUCAGUUCAGUAUCUUCUUGGCUCAACUCUGUGGGAGGAUCAAUGUACAAGGACUUCAUGGAAGUUUUCUACCCAAAUGUGCAUCAUUCAGAAGCCAAGCAGUCUAGAAUCAUAAAAGCCAUAAUUUUGAUUUUGGGCAUUACUUCUGUCCUUCUGGUCUUCGUGGUUGAAAGACUUGGACAAAUUUUACAACUCUCAGUGACCAUCAUGGGAGUUGAGUACGGACCUAUGAUUUCUCUCUUCACCCUCGGAAUAUUCUUCCCACGAGUCAACACUAAGGGAGCCAUUGCAGGAGCGAUUGUAAGUUUAAUCACAUCUUGUUGGAUCAUAUUCAGUGCUCAAUAUUACAUAAUGAUCGGCAAACUACAGUUUCCAGGGAAGAUAACCAGUUUAGAUCAAUGCUCAGAUAGUAAUGACAAACAUUUCAAAUCAAAUGUUUCUCUGCUGUUCAAUUACACAGGGGUUGGUUCCCCAGUGGUGGCUGACAACUCUGUGUUGCAGAUCUAUCAACUGUCAUACAACUACUACAUCGUGGUUGGCACCUUGAUCGGGAUUGUUGUGGGAUUAGGAGUGUCUAUGUGUACUAAGCCUCCAGACUCCGCCAAACUCAACCCUGACCUCUUCUCCACUUAUGUGCACAUGUUUCUGCCCAGGAAGCACCAACAGUUACAACUCCAUAGGGGAGAGUACAUGUUAACUCCUACAAGUUGAUGGAUUGCAAAAAAGACAUGGGGCUGGGUAGUAUAAAGUAAAUAAUAGAGAGGUGUUUUAUACUAUUUAAGUACAAUUUUGUAACUUGAGAUAAAAACAAAUUACUUAGUAGAGUAAACAUAACCCCCAAACAAGUUUUAGCUUUUAAUAUCAAUGUACCUGUUAUAACUUAAAUGUUUCAUAAGAUUAUAAUACAAUUUAGUCUUAUUCCAAGUAUUUUACUAUGAAUAAAUAAUAAAAUUUAAGACCCAAACAUUAAGUGUAUAGUUUAAUUAUUGAAAACUGCUGAGGCAAAUAAAUAACCCAAGUUAUAAUAUUGCUCUGCCUAAUCGCACAUGCGAUCUAGUGAAGAAUCGUGGAAACAUUUACAAGUAUUGUUGGCUGUGCCUAAUAGAGAGCAAGGACUUGUUUCUCCGCUUCCCAUUAGUAAAACAAUUCAGCUAAUUCAACUUUAUCAUGGUUUGUAUUUUUUUUACUACAUUAGUGUUAUUAGUAAACUCUUUUUUAUGUAGUUAAUAGGACACAAUAUUUAUGAUUGCAAGUGAUAAUUGAUGAAUAAACAUUGAGAGAUUAGCGAUAUACACAAGAAAAUGUUUUAAAUGGAUUUUUUGCUGAGAUUUCAUGUAUGAAUAAAGUGACUUUUGUGAUGACGUUUUUGAUGAGAACAAAUUGAAUGUGGCUCUGAGACACUACAUGGAUGUGCCAUAAGCCUUGCUCUGAGCCUUUUUUUAUAACACCUUUAACUUCUAAAGGCACAUACAUUUUGUACACUUCACUGAACAAGCUAUUACCAUGCCUUAAUUAAUAUGUACACAAAGAUUAAGUAUUAUUUUUAUAUUAUAUUUUGUAUUAUUAUAUAUGUUUUAAGUUUUUGUAACAAUUAAAAUACAAUUGAUUUUUUAUUUUUUUUUCCUUUCCAAAAUAUUAUAUUAUAUUUGUUUUAGCAAAUUUAAUUUUUUUAACUCAGUUUUCGUGGCUCAAUUAUUGUGAAACCCCACCCUUUAAAGGUUUAAUUACUCACAGGGUGUAAUAACUCAAUAUUUGUGAAUAUAAAUUAAAUUAUUAAUUUUUAUACUGUAUGUCUUUUGGAAUCACUACAUUCAUACAAGUUUGCAGAUUAAAAUUGUGCGUUUAGAUGACGCAAUGCAUUAAAUUGCAAAAGAAAAAUGUUUUGAACUCGGCUCCACUAUUGAAAUGGGGUUUGAUAGUUAUUCCACAUAUAUACAUGCCGACCCCCAGAUGUUCUUUGCUUUAUUAGUGCUCAAUGUGUUAGCUGUAUUACUGCACUUUCUCUCAAUCAUGUUAUACCUUUUGUAACAUAAAACCAUAAUGAAUGUCUGAAAUCCUGUUAUCCUUUCAAACCUUCCUUCGUUAAUAACAAACUUUAAACAAAGAAAGUGGACGAGUUACCCUGAACCAGAUAGUAAUGAGAGUUGAGGUAGUCAUGAACCAAAGAGGAGGUUGAGCAUAACCAAAGACUGUAAGCCAAAGGGAGUAAAAUAGGAGUUGGUAGCAAAAGCUUAAAACACAGCACAAGAACUUAAGCAAGAACCUAGUAAUAUGCUAAAAUAAUCCAUCAUUUAUAGAUUAAACUAGGAGACAUGGAGCAUAGGGGUGCUUGGAUUAAAAAGUUAUUUUUUCCUACACAGUAAUUCCACCAUAAUGCUGUAUAAAUAUAUAUUUUAUAUACAAAUACUGGAUUUGUUGUAAUUUUUGUUGUUGAUAAGUUUCAAAAUCCAAUCUAUUACACUGAUAAAGCAUGAAUUUCUAAUAAGACAAAAGAAAAAUAUUAUAAACAUCAUACUUAUUAAAGACGAGUUGAACUAAAUGGAAUUUGGAACUUUUCUGACCAUCAUACUUAUUUAACAAUUUUUUAAUGUCACCAAUAAGUAAGGAGUUCACAGGAUAGGAAUGUAAAAAAAAUAUGUUUUCUUAGUAUGUUGAAUGCCCAACACAGUUUUAAAAAUAAAAAUGUUUUUAUAGAAA
Molecule: messenger RNA, 4320 nt
Organism: Homalodisca vitripennis (glassy-winged sharpshooter)
Lineage: Eukaryota; Metazoa; Arthropoda; Insecta; Hemiptera; Cicadellidae
Product: sodium-coupled monocarboxylate transporter 1-like
Exons: 15
Coding region: 580-2334 (584 amino acids)
Biological process (GO): sodium ion transport; transmembrane transport
Cellular component (GO): membrane
Molecular function (GO): symporter activity
Source: RefSeq, a predicted model, not a curated record